GUUUUCAGUUUGGUUUCAUUUGACGGUGUACAGGAAGUCUCUAACUUACUGUAUGUCUUAUCUCAACAGGUGUGUCUGGAGCCAUCCUAAAGGAAGCUGGGAAAUCAGUAGUGGAUGAAUGCAGAAGAAUGGUACAAUCACUUGGGGUCCUGAAGGACAAUGAUGUUGUGUUCUCAUGUGGUGGGAAACUGAACUGUAAGAACAUAGCUCAGACAGUUGGGCCCAAGAAUGCUGCAAAUAUCACUACCACCAUAGAGAAUGUCCUUAAUCUGUGUGAGCACAGGAAGGCAGUCACAAUGUCCAUUCCUACUAUUGGCACAGGGAAAGGUGGCAUUGAGCCCAAAGAUUCCAUCAAGGCCAUACUAAAAGGACUGGAGAGUCACAUAUCACAGAUGCCUUCAUCCAGCAUCAAAAUCAUCUUCAUAGUGGCCUUUGAGCAAAAGAUCUUUGACCUCUUGAGAGAUUACUUUAACGAAAGGAACCUGGGCCCACACAAAAUCGAGCAGGCAAAGGCUGCAUCACCAUCUACACCUUCUCAGUCCAGUCUUCCCCCAAAUCAAGUUAAAAUCCAUGGUGUCAGAAUUGAAGUGAGGAGAGGCGACAUCACUCAAGAAACUGUCAGAGGGAUCGUGAAUACCACCAACUCAAGAAUCAGCUUAACAAAAGGAGUUAGUGCUGCGAUUCUCAAAGCAGCUGGGAGCGCAGUUGAACAGGAGUGCAAAACCAUCUGCCCUCUGAGGGCUGAUGCAGCAGGGGUGACCAGUGGAGGGGCCCUGCAGUGUGACUUCAUCCUCCACAUGCUGGGGCCCCACUCUGUGGCUGACACUACACUACGAGUCACCAAGGUGCUGAAGUGCUGUGAGGACAAACAGAUCACAACCGUGUCCUUCCCUGCUGUGGGCACUGGAGGUGGCGGCCUUAAUGGUGCCGACUCCAUUGGUGCCAUCCUCCAGGGCAUCCAGGAUCAUCUAUCACAGUGCCUCGUUCCUACCAUCAUCAAACUGAUCUAUAUUGUCAUCUACGAGGACAAGGUCCUGCAGGAGUGUCAGCUGGGGCUCAACCAGUGGAAGACUAGACAGAUGGAUAAAGAUGAUCUUUGUAGUGAUGAUGAUGAUGAAGACAGUGACUCUGAGGAUGGUAUUUAUGAUGAUGACACCAGCUCCGGGGAAGGAGAGGGCAGCAGUGGCCAGACAGGAAACACCAUUGAAGCAGUAAUUGGGCCAGUGAAGGUCAAGGUGAUAUGUGGGGACAUCACUAAGGAGAAAACCGACGCCAUCGUCAGCAGUACAAACUCAAGCCUCGAUCUGAACUCAGGUGUUUCAGGAGCCAUUCUAAAAGCUGCUGGACAGUCGGUUGUGGACGAGUGCAAAGCUUUAGGGACCCAACCCAAUGAUGGUGUUGUCAUGACCAAACCUGGAAACAUCCAGGCCAAGCACAUCAUUCACAUGGUGGGGCAGACCAAAGAGAAGGAGAUCACCAGCUCCAUGCUCAAGGUGUUGAAGAUGUGUGAAGACAAAAAAAUCCAGUCGGUCUCCAUCCCAGCACUUGGAACAGGUGCUGGUAACUUGGGAGCAGUGGAGGUUGGGAAUGCAAUGUUGCACGCAAUAACUGAGCUACAGAAAACCAUCGGAAACCCAUCAGUUAAAACGAUUCACAUUGUUAUAUUCCAAACCAAGAUGAUGAAGGACUUUGAUGAGGUUAUGAAAAAGUUCAAAAAGGUGACACCCAAGACUGCUGCCAAAAAGUUAUCAAAAACGGUCCAACAAACCACACCAGCCCAGCCUGCUCCUACCAAACCAGCCUUGUGUUUGGCCAGCGCCACAGCAGCGGUGGUCUUCCCCAGUAUGGAGGCUGAGGUGUACGGGUCCUCCCCUGCCAGCCUGGCUCAGGUGAAGAAACUUCUGGACGAGCUGGUCUCUGAGGAGUGCAUUAGCCAGGACCUGCCCUCCAGCCACUUGCCCCUGCUGCUGGAGCCGCAGAAACAGGCCAUCGUGGCCCUGAGCUAGAAUAACCAGGUCCGUGUCCUGGUAGCAUCCCCAAACAAAGUCACUGUCUCUGGGAAGAAAGACAACGUUUUUUCCGCUGUCUUCCAGAUUAGGGACUAUCUGCUGGGGGCAAGGGACAGGGAUAACCGGGAGGGAGAGGAGAAGAGGAUGAGGGAGACGGUGCGCUGGGAGGCCGGGGAGGGAGAGGUCUGGGGAGAGCUGGAUCAGAGUCUCAGCUAUGACCUGGAGCUGGCCUGCCACAGGAAAGACAAGAGUUUUAAAUAUAACCACCAGGGGGAGACAUUCACUGUUGAUCUGAGCCGAAUGCAGCAGACUGACAGCAAAGGGACCAUCACCAGGGUCAAAAGGAGCCUUGUGGCAGAUUCUGACACAGCUGUCAUUCAGUUCCCACGUAGCUGGACCAGAAUGGACGGCAAGGUUCUGGAGAUAGUCACACUGGCUCCUAACUCAGGGGAGUACCAGAGCAUAGAGAAGGAAUUUGUUGCAACCUCCAAGAAACCAAAUACUAAAACACAAUCAACCGUUCAGAUUGUCCAAAUCCAGAGGAUUCAGAGCAAGGACCAGUGGCAGCGGUAUGCAGUGAAGAAACAGGCAUUGGAUAAGAAGUAUCCUAAAAACAAGAAUGAGCUGAACCUUUACCAUGGCACCACCAAAGACAUCUGUCAGAAAAUCAAUGCCUGUGGUUUCAAUAGGAGCUUCUGUGGGAGAAACGCUACUGUUUACGGGGAUGGGACCUACUUUGCCAAAGAGACGUGGUACUCGUGCCAGGAUGCCUACUCCAACCCAGACGCCAGUGGGCUAAAGUACAUGUACCGUGCCAGGGUGCUAGUGGGUAAUCCCUGCCUAGGGGUGGGGGGCAUGAAGGAGCCGAACCCUCUGAACCCUACUGAUCUCCAUCAGGGCCUGCAUGACUGUGCUGUCAAUGACCUGCAGAAUCCCUUUAUCUAUGUGGUGUUCUGUGACGCAGGGGCCUACCCCGACUACAUCAUCAGCUUCAAGACUGUCUGAGAGAGACAGUGAGGCGCCUGUUGGCCUUUUUAAAAAAAAAUUAUACAGAACUGAAACGCCAAUACUGCAAAAUGUAACAUUUGCACUCUAUAAACUGUAGAAACUACACUAUAUAUACAAAAGUAUGUGGACACCCCUUGAAAUUAGUAGAUUUGCGCUUUCAGCCACACCCAUUGCUGACAGGUGUAUAAAAUCGAGAACACCGCCAUGCAAGCUCCAUAGACAA
Molecule: messenger RNA, 3240 nt
Organism: Oncorhynchus tshawytscha (Chinook salmon)
Lineage: Eukaryota; Metazoa; Chordata; Actinopteri; Salmoniformes; Salmonidae
Product: protein mono-ADP-ribosyltransferase PARP14-like
Exons: 17
Coding region: 129-2006 (625 amino acids)
Biological process (GO): negative regulation of gene expression
Cellular component (GO): nucleus; cytoplasm
Molecular function (GO): transcription corepressor activity
Source: RefSeq, a predicted model, not a curated record